Molecule: messenger RNA, 1931 nt
Organism: Vicia villosa (hairy vetch)
Lineage: Eukaryota; Viridiplantae; Streptophyta; Magnoliopsida; Fabales; Fabaceae
Product: protein-tyrosine sulfotransferase
Exons: 13
Coding region: 267-1730 (487 amino acids)
Cellular component (GO): membrane
Molecular function (GO): heparan sulfate 6-sulfotransferase activity
Source: RefSeq, a predicted model, not a curated record
UUAAGUCAAAAAGAUAAAAGAAGAAAAAAAAGAUAUAAAAGCGCAGUUCAUUUCAGCAUUCUUCACCGUUUCAAAGUUCAAACCUUCGAGUGUUUUCGUUUUCAAUUCUCAAUUUCAACUUCACUCGCGUUCAUAUUUUCCCGGGAAAAAAGAGAGGGUUUCUGCGUUCACCUCGAUCGUGAUUUCUUUCUGUCGUACCAAAUCCCAACACUGUUAUCAUAAUUUAAGAGCACGAGAUCCCGAAAUUCAAUACAGGGAUUUCGUGUAUGGAUCGUUGUAUUAUCAAGUUCUUCCUCUUGCUGAUUCUCUUUGUAUUAGUGAAUGCUGAAAAUGAUUUUGGAAAAUGCGAAAGAGUUGUUAAGAGUUGGGCGAGUUCUUCGCUUGAUAGAGAAAUUGGGCGAGAUAAGCAUACGCUUAAGGAUUUGCUGUUUUUCUUGCAUGUUCCGAGAACGGGAGGGCGUACUUAUUUUCACUGCUUUUUGAGAAAAUUGUAUCCUGGUUAUUUGGAAUGUCCUCGGUCGUAUGAUAAGUUACGGUUUGAUCCAAGCAAAGAAAAAUGUAGACUGUUAGUUACACAUGAUGAUUAUAGCAUUGCGUCUAAACUUCCAAAGGAUAGAACUUCUGUGGUUACCAUACUUAGGGAUCCAGUUGACCGUGUCUUUAGCACUUACGAAUUUUCAAUGGAGGUUGCGGCUAGAUUUUUGGUGCAUCCAAACUUGACGUCUGCAACACAGAUGGCUUUACGCUUGCGCUCUAAGACGAAAGGAAUAAGCACAUUGGCUAUAUGGCCGUGGAAGUAUCUGGUUCCAUGGAUGAGAAACGACCUAUUUACUAGGAGGGGUGCUAGGUAUAGUAAGGGAUUGAAUGCCACUGAUAGCAGUGAUCCCUAUGAUAUGGAAGAUUUUGCAAUGCCGUUACAAGAAUACAUCAAUCAUCCCGUGGCUAUGGAUAUUGUACAUAACGGAGCCACAUUUCAGGUUACAGGUUUAACAAACAAUUCUUAUAUAGCAGAAGCACAUGAUGUGCGUCAUUGUGUACAGAAAUAUAAGAUUCUUGGUAAAUAUGUGCUACAGGUUGCAAAGAAGAGACUGGACGAUAUGUUAUAUGUUGGUCUUACUGAGGAGCACCGAGAAUCUGCAACAAUGUUUGCAAAUGUUGUUGGUUCUCAGGUUAUAUCACAGCUUAAAGCACCAAACACCAGCCUGGAUACUAUUGAAAAUAUAGAAAAGAGUUCAUUUUCAGAUGUGGAUUCUGAUAGCAGUGAAGAUCAGAAUAGCACCUCGGACAGGGGAGCAAGUGAGACCACUUCAAUUGAGAAGGGAGAAGCAUCUGAAUCAACUAUGACUGUUGGGAAACUCAUGGAUUCUUAUGAAGUCUGUAUUUCUAAUUUACGGAAGUCCCAGUCUGGUCGUCGCAUUUCGUCUUUGAAGAGGGUUCCGGUGAACUUUACAAAGGAGGCACGGCAUCAAGUUUCUGAAGAGGUUCUCCAGCAAAUACGGUCUCUUAACGAUCUUGACUUGGAGCUCUAUGAAUAUGCGAGGGCCAUUUUCAAUAAGCAACAUAAAGGCUCAUUGCUAAUUACUGAGGAGACAUUGAACAACAUAUCAAGUAGCGCAUUUGGCUUCAUCCUCUGGAAGAUUAUUACAUUAGCAAUAACUUUCUUCUUCAUCAUUUUCUUAUUGUUGCUAAUUGUAAAUGUGAGAAGAAGAACGUUUAAGGUUAAGAUGUAAAGUAAUUGAAUCAUAACAUGCGGGUUUACCCACUCUAACACAGAUUCUAGAAAACAAAUCUAUUUAGACAGGAUUUGGUUCAGUUUUGAUUUGAGUGAUUCAUAUUCACUUCUCUGAUGUAGUAAUUCUGUUCAAUGUUUUGUAUGCUGAUUGAUGGGUUGAGUUAUGUUAGGUCUGUUUGGGGACAGCUUUUGGAGGGAA